UGUUAAGGGUUGGUUUGUGAGUUGGAGUUUUUCAAACCAAAGCCAAGAGGAAGCUAGGUUUUUAUAAACUUAAACAAAAAGUAAUUCAGUAAAAAACAUGCAGAACGUGAAAAACACAAAACUUUGGGGAAAAUGUAGAUUGUGAAGUCGAUAUGUUGGAAAACAUCCAUGUUUAAGAGUAGUCCAAUUUCUAUAUGACAAAGAAAAAACACCAAGUUGCACAAGGAUAUAUGUUAUUUUACGAAGUCAAAUCAUUUGCAGCAACACUCAAAAGCAUAUGAUAUAUGUGUGGCGUACUCAGAAUAAUCCAAUGUAUUAGCAAAGAGCCCAAGACUACUUCUUCAUCAUCGGGUCAGAACUCACGAGUCUAUAAGGUCUUUCAAACGCAGACAAUUUCAUUAAGGAACCGAUGGAGAAUACGCAUGACAUUAAAUCUAGCAGCGGAUGCGGAGGAGGGAUCGAUGUUCCCAGGCCGUCACCAUUCGAUUACUUGCCAGAGGAUUGCAUCUCCAACAUAAUCUCUUUUACAACUCCACGAGACGCGUGUGUUGCAGCUUCUGUUUCGAAAACCUUUGAAUCGGCUGUCCAAUCCGAUACCGUAUGGGAGAAGUUUCUUCCGCCGGAUUAUUCCUCUUUGGUUCCUCAAUCGCGAGUUUUCUUGUCCAAGAAGGAUCUCUAUUUCUCUCUCUGCCACGAACCUCUUCUAAUCGAAGACGGCAAAAAGAGCUUCUGGUUAGAGAAAACGAGUGGGAAAAGGUGUAUCAUGUUAUCUCCAAAGGAAAUGUGGAUCACAUGGGUUAGUAGUCCUCAGUAUUGGCGAUGGAUUUCAAUUUCUGAAGCUAGGUUUGAAGAAGUACCAAAGCUUCUCAACGUGUGCUGGUUUGAGGUUCGUGGUAGAAUGAGUACUCGUUACCUAUCUCCUGGAACUCAUUACUCUGUUUACAUUGUGUUCAAGCCAAAAGAUCAAUGUCCCGGAUUGGGGGAUUUACCAAUAAAAGUUAAAGUCGGAUUGGUGGGACAAGAACUUUUUCAAAGAUUCAUACGCUUUGUUGGGCCUAUGGAUCAAAGGUGUGGGAGAGAAAUGAGCGACGUAACGAGACCAGAGGAAAGAGAAGAUGGAUGGAUGGAAGCUGAGCUUGGUGAAUUUUUCAAUGAAAUAAGUUGUGAUGAUCAUGUUGAAGUAAGUGUUGUUGAGAUUAAGUCUCCUUAUUGGAAAAGUGGUUUGAUCAUUCAAGGAAUCGAAUUCCGCCCUACGAAGACGCCCGUAAACGAGAAAAUGUCUCAUAACUCCCCU
Arabidopsis lyrata subsp. lyrata is the source of this 1294-nucleotide messenger RNA. Its product is annotated as F-box protein At2g02240. Gene Ontology annotation, molecular function: protein binding. The transcript has 3 exons. The annotation marks the transcript as partial. The record is from RefSeq and is a predicted model, not a curated record. Lineage: Eukaryota; Viridiplantae; Streptophyta; Magnoliopsida; Brassicales; Brassicaceae.